Messenger RNA from Panicum virgatum (switchgrass), 1711 nucleotides. RefSeq names its product remodeling and spacing factor 1-like. Lineage: Eukaryota; Viridiplantae; Streptophyta; Magnoliopsida; Poales; Poaceae. Gene Ontology annotation, biological process: regulation of transcription by RNA polymerase II. Bases 203 to 1096 code for a protein of 297 amino acids. The transcript has 3 exons. The record is from RefSeq and is a predicted model, not a curated record.
CGUCCAAGCGCCGGCGCCGCGGGGGGCCACCGCCGGUUCUGCCCCGGUGCUCCUACCGGCCAACAAGCGAGUCUGCGCGGCGCCGGCGGCGGAUACGGUCGCUUCGCCCUGCGUCGUGGACAAGAAGCGCAUCCACGCGCCAGGACCUCGGCAGGAGGGCGCGCGUUCCGUGCCGGUGUGCUUACCGGCCAACAAGCGCGUGAUGCCGCCUCCAUCCGUGGAGUCAGAUGGUCCUCGGUUCGGCACUGCCAAAGAAGCCAGGCCUCAAGGAUCCAACAAACACGGCGGCGGCGCCAUCAUUCCCAGAGUGGCAAAUGGCACUGAAGGUUGCCCAAGAGGAAAAGAUUUCAAGAAACCCGAGAAGCCCAUCAAUCCUAAGGAAACCAAGGAGCAAGUGUCCAUGAAAACGGGCAAACCAAGAUCUCCAAAUAAAUCUAAAGAUGUGGAGAAGAAAGACAGCAAGACCGUCACUGGCAAGCAGUCUGGAGUUGUUGCUCGCGAGAAAUCUGACAAAGCGGCUGAUGCCAAAGCAGCAGCACUCAAACAGGAGUCGAUGAAUGGACUUGCUGAAGUUCGUGUGAGAGGCAAAGAGUUGAAGAAACCUGAGAAACCCAUCAAUCCUAUGGGAACCAAGGAGCAAAUGCCCAUGAAACCAAGCACACCAAGAUCUCCGAAUAAACCUAAAGAUCUGGGGAAGAAAGCAUGCAAUAUCGUCAAUGGCAAGCAGACUGAAGCUGGGGUUGAAGUGCGCCAGAAAUCCGAUGAAGUGGCCGAUGCGAAGGGAGCAGCACUCAAGGAGGAGUUGAGGAAUUGGGACGACGACGUGGUGCAAGAAGCCGUGGAGGAGGAGGACGGCGUGCUCUGCGCCGUGUGCGCGAGCACCGACGGCGACCCGUCCGACCCCAUCGUGUUCUGCGACGGGUGCGACCUCAUGGUGCACGCUUCCUGCUACGGCAACCCGCUCGCGCAGGCCAUCCCCGACGGCAACUGGUUCUGCUCGCUCUGCGCCGCCGAGAAGAGCAAGCCGGCGGCGCGCCCAAGCUGCUGCCUCUGCCCGGCCAGGGGCGGCGCGAUGAAGCGCACGACGGAGGGGUAGUGGGCGCACAUCUCUUGCGCGCUGCUUGUUCCGGAGGUGUUCUUCCGGGACCCCGACGGCCGCGACGGCGUCGACUGCUCCCUCGUGCCGGCCCACCGGUUCGCCAAGGACUGCUACAUCUGCGAGAGCAACGACGGGUGCGCGCUGGAGUGCUCCCAGCCCAAGUGCGCCCUCGGCUUCCAUGUCUCCUGCGGCCUCGACGCCGGUCUGUGCAUCGAGUACCGGGAGGGGAAGGGCGGCGCCAUCGUCGCAGGCUUCUGCAGGGAGCACACCGAGCUCUGGGAGAAGCAACAACUGACAGGCAAGUACAAGAUUGUGGCAAGAGGGGAGGAAUGAUAUGAGGAGGACAAAGAACAUGGUGUGCAAUUGCUUUGUAAGCUGAAGACUUGCUUGUUGUUAUUACUUAUCCAGCGAUAUGGAUGUACAUAUUAGGAUUUAUGAUCUACGGUUCAGCACUCAAUUCUUCUUUGCUAGAUUGUAGAAACGUUCCCAGAAGGUUAAAUGCAGAAGCAGAACUGAGAUUCAGAUCUUGAUUUAGAUCACAUUUUGUACUUAAGAGCUGUGUAAUAAUUUGUAAAGUACGGGUCCAACCAGAUCCCGUCUGUGUCAGCUUCA